AUGUCACUGUUCGCAAACGUUCUUGGCUUCGCAACUUUCGGUCUCGCUGCGAGGUUUGGCCAGCUCGCUCUUCAACAACGGAACCUCUUCUCCAACCCAGGCGGACAUGCGAUAGCAAUGGGUGUCUUUGGUUAUGCAGGGUACUGGGCAUACCAUUGGGACCAAAAGGCGGUUGAAAUUAUCGCAGACUCGAGGCGACAAAUCGAAGAACGGCGACGGAAAACCCUUGCAAAUGUCGAAGCCGCUGCUGCCAGGCAAUUGGACGAAACUCAAUAA
This is a messenger RNA of Coprinopsis cinerea okayama7#130, 276 nucleotides long. RefSeq lists its product as hypothetical. Bases 1 to 276 code for a protein of 91 amino acids. NCBI's taxonomy places the organism in Eukaryota, Fungi, Basidiomycota, Agaricomycetes, Agaricales, Psathyrellaceae. The record is from RefSeq and is a predicted model, not a curated record. The transcript has 2 exons.